This is a messenger RNA of Pistacia vera, 1683 nucleotides long. RefSeq lists its product as uncharacterized. The transcript is spliced from 5 exons. The record is from RefSeq and is a predicted model, not a curated record. Bases 74 to 1465 code for a protein of 463 amino acids. NCBI's taxonomy places the organism in Eukaryota, Viridiplantae, Streptophyta, Magnoliopsida, Sapindales, Anacardiaceae. Gene Ontology annotation, molecular function: protein binding.
AGGAAACACCACUCCACUUGCUAUUCCCAUCCCCAUCUUUACUGGGGAAAAUUAUGAUGUUUGGAGUAUUAAGAUGAAGACAUAUUUUUUGUCUCAAGACUUAUGGGACAUUGUUAAUUAUGAAAACUAUUUAGAGAUCAGCGGCUCCACUCUAUCUGAACAACAACAGGAGCAGUUGAAAGAAAGUAAGAAAAAUGAUGCAGCAGCACUUUUCAUCCUUCAACAAGCGGUGGAUGAUAAUAUUUUCCGCAAAAUUUCUCGUGCUCAGAAGGCGAAUGAAGCAUGGGACGCUUUGAGAGAGGAGUUCCAAGGCAAUCCUCAGACUACCGCCUUAGCGGAAGGGAGAGAGCCGGAGGAUUUCAAGAAAUACCUGCCAUUAUACAAAGCUAUACUCGAAGGCGAUCUGAAAUCUGUACAACAACUCUGUGAUGGGGAUAAGAAUGCGUUUGAAGCCAGGAUUACGGUAAACUUGGACACAGCUCUUCAUGUAGCUGUUGGGACAGGCAAGGCCAAUCAUAUUGUGGAGUAUCUAUUGAAUCAGAUGUCAAUGGGUCAAGUGUCAAUGAAAAAUGAAGAGGGUAACACGGUCCUUUCCGUUGCUGCAAUUGUUGGCAAUGUCCGAGCAGCCCGCAUGAUAAAGAAGAAAGAUAAAAAUCAAACUUUAAUUCAAGAUUCAAACAAGUCUAAAAGGAUACCUUUGAUUGAGGCCACUCGACAUGGCCAAAAGAAGAUGAUCAACUAUUUAUUGGAAUUCAGCAAAAAAGAUUUGGCUUAUGAUUCUGCAACACGUUUUACAUCGCGUGUUCAUUUCGUAAAAUUGCUUAUAAUUGCUGAAUUUUAUGACUUGGCGUUAGACUUGAUUAAAGAACAUCCAAGUUUAGCGACAAUGACAUUUUAUGGUGGUGAAUCUCUGUUGAGUGAAAUAACCAAAAAGCCAUCAGCAUUUCUAAGUGGAGGAACAAAAAAGUUACCGUUUUGGGGAUUAGUCGGCGUUUCUAAGGUUACAAGUUAUACGAAAAAAAUAAGAGAGACAAAGUUGAUGCGUGAUUACAAAGUACUUGAACUUGUCAAACACUUGUGCAAGGUAAUUGCAGACGAUAAAAACGAUUAUAGAACAACUUCUUUGAUACUAAAACGACCUCUCCUUUUAGGGGCAGAAAUGGGGGUCUGUGAAAUUGUGGAAGAGAUUAUAAAGUCAUAUCCUGAUGCAAUCUGGUUUACGAAUGAAAAGAAUCAAAAUCUGUUCCACUUAGCAGUCAUGAAUCGUCAAGAGAAAGUAUUUAACCUCAUAUAUCAAAUGACUGAUCACAAACAUUUGUUAUUAAUGUCUCAAGACGUGGACAAGAACAACAUCUUGCAUUUAGCUGGAAAGCUAGCUCCUGAAAAUAAACUAAAUGUCAUUGCUGGUGCAGCUUUUCAAAUGCAGUGUGAGUUACAGUGGUAUAAGGUAAGACUUCUGAUAUAAACAUUGAAAUAGCUGCUUUUUGCACUACUGCAUGACUAUGGGGGGAGUGAAAACUAAGAUAUAUAUAUAUAACGAUGUUAAAUUAGUUUAACUCGUUAAUGAAUCUAAGCUUCCUUACACAAAAUUAAUUUAUACAUUACCAGUGAAUGCGCCUUAGAUUCAGUUUUUCAUCCUCCUAACCAAGUAGACAUGUUUUGGGUGAUGUUCAAAGACAGUUG